Messenger RNA from Lytechinus variegatus (green sea urchin), 1696 nucleotides. RefSeq names its product retinol dehydrogenase 13-like. The coding region runs from base 248 to 1243 and encodes 331 amino acids. The record is from RefSeq and is a predicted model, not a curated record. The transcript has a single exon. Lineage: Eukaryota; Metazoa; Echinodermata; Echinoidea; Temnopleuroida; Toxopneustidae.
AUAAAGACCAUUUUCCAAAAGAGGACUCAUUGAAGAUUUGUGUAGUCUGCUAAUACAUGUAUUCGAUCUUGAUCUUGCCAGUCUCAGUUGACAGUUGUUGACAAGAGGAUCCUGAACAAUUAUUGAGUUACAUCAUCAUUUAUGUACUAACGGACAGUGUAUUUGUAAGAGAUUUAGAUCCAAUGAUUUGGAAUUAUCUGAAGAGGGUCUAACGUUAGGAUAGAUUGACCAGAUUUUGAUUUGCAACAUGGAAUUGGAAGGAAAAUCAGAAUGGAGAGUUCCAGGGAAUAUGGUCUGUGCAGGACUUGUUCUUGGUGCUAGUUUGGUAAUAUUUACCAAACUGAAGUUCAGAGGUGCUGCAUAUAGAAGUGUUACCAAGCUGACAGGAAAGACGGCCAUUGUGACAGGUGCAAAUACAGGAAUAGGGAAGGAGACUGCCCUUGAUUUUGCUCGCCGUGAAGCGAGAGUAAUCCUUGCUUGCCGUGAUAUUUCAAAGGGUCAAAGAGCAGUUGAACACAUCAGACAUUAUACUAAUGCAGGGGAACUAGUCGUGAUGAAGUUGGAUUUGGCAUCACUGAAGUCAGUAAAUGCUUUUUGUGAUGAAUUCUGUAACAAAAUUGGCAGACUGGAUAUCCUUGUCAACAAUGCAGGUGUGUUUUACACUCCAUAUAUGAAGACAGAAGAUGGCUUUGAAAUGCAAUUUGGAGUCAACCAUCUUGGACACUUUCUCCUGACAAAUAGACUUCUAAAUGUUCUAAAGGCUUCUUCACCAUCUCGUGUGAUCAUCGUGUCUUCUGCUCUCCAUAAGCGAGGGCAUCUUGAUUUUUCAAAGCUUAAUCCAGACGAAAAAGAAUACAACAAGGCCAAGUCUUAUGCUGAUAGUAAGCUUGCCAACGUCCUGUUUGGGAAGGAGCUGAGCAGACGACUCAGUGGCCAAGGCGUCACCUCUUACACCUUACAUCCAGGUGUAAUCAACACGGAACUUUCACGUUAUCUUGGAUAUUCCAAAGCUUUCUGGGCUGCUACGUUCCCACUCCGAUGGCUCUUCAUGAAAUCUCCCUGGUACGGAGCUCAGACUACCAUUUACUGUGCUGUUGCUGAGGAGCUCAAGGAAGUAUCUGGGAAAUAUUAUGGCAACUGCAAAGAAGAACCUUACCCAGAGGUUAGAGGACCAGCUGAUGAUGCUGUUGCUACUAAACUUUGGGAGGUUAGCGAAAGGCUGACAGGACUUUCAUCUGAGUGAUGUUAUGUUGAAGAGAGACAUCAAUUCAUAUCUGGGUGCAUGAAACGAAACCCCAAUAUUCUGUAUUAAGUGUAAAUAUUUCAUUUUAUAAGGUUUAUGAUAGUUGUGCAUCUAUGACAUGCAAGUUGCUGAAGCAUAUUCUGUUAUUGUUGUGAAUUGAUAGAGCAUUUGUCUCAAUAUAUUUGUCAUUUUUAAAAUCGUCACUUUUUGCUGUAAAUUUUGAAUGUUUACACUGAAGUAGAUUUUUCUUUGCUGACAUAUUUUUGGAAUCAAGUCAUACAGUCGAUGGAGUUAAAUACUGCAUAAUAUAGGCCUACAUUGGACAAAUUUAAUCAUGGACCUACUAGGUCCAUGAUUUAAUUAAUGACUCACCUGUAGACAAUAUGGCCCAUAUUCUGAAGUCGGGUUUAACUUUGACAAUGGUUUAACUCUGCUAAAAUUAUAGGGAGCCGA